This is a messenger RNA of Plenodomus lingam JN3, 2046 nucleotides long. RefSeq lists its product as uncharacterized. Gene Ontology annotation, biological process: regulation of DNA-templated transcription; DNA-templated transcription. The record is from RefSeq and is a predicted model, not a curated record. Gene Ontology annotation, cellular component: nucleus. Lineage: Eukaryota; Fungi; Ascomycota; Dothideomycetes; Pleosporales; Leptosphaeriaceae. Gene Ontology annotation, molecular function: transcription cis-regulatory region binding; zinc ion binding; DNA-binding transcription factor activity, RNA polymerase II-specific.
AUGACCACCCCUCGAAGGAAGGCCUGUGUGGAGUGCCGACAGCAAAAGAUCCGCUGCGAUGUCGAACAGCACAAGACCCCACAUGAUCCCUGUGGGCGUUGCAAGAAGAUGGGCCUUGAAUGCAGGAUCCUUCCGACAUCAACAAGGAACCUACGCCAAACCAAGGCAGAGAUGCGACGAGAGCUUGAAGAAUUGAGAUGGAAUCUCCGCCAGAAUUCAGGAGAUCCAAACCAUACUCAGUCGACUACAGCGUCACCAAAUGUUGACAUGCACCACUACACUCCACACGAACAUGCCUCCGGAACCUACUCCGACCCAUCUGCCAGGACCGAAGGAUCCCAGUCUCUCUCCCCAGCUUUCGAAUCAAGGCCACCAACAAGAAAAGGUUCGGAUAACCGCGCAACGCUGCCUCGCUAUGUCGAUGGCUAUCUCCUCGAUGCCAGGAAAAUCGACGAUUGCUUCACCCUAUUCUUCAACCAAUAUCAUCCGCGUUUUCCCAUUUUAGAUCCCUCAUUAGGGCCUAACGAGUACUAUGAUCUAUCUCCUUUUUUGUUCUGGGCCAUUGUCGUCACGGGAUCAAGGCGAUACACCGAGGACACCUUGGUUUUGGAAAAGACCAGCCAGCAUAUCGCCCCACUCGCCUUCUCAUCCAUGGCCUUGCGUUCCUCGCCAAUACCAGUCAUCCAAGGCCUUCUUAUUCUGUGUACUUGGCGGUUACCAACAAAUUCCAUGUACAAAGACAUGACCCAUCUGAUGUGUGGUUCCGCAGUUCAUUUGGCGACUCAGAUUGGUCUCCACAUCUCCGGUGAGGGGCAGGAUUUUGCAAGGAUGCCGCUCAAGAAAGAUCAAGACUUGAAAAUCACGCGAGCUAAGUUAUGGUUAUGUUGCGUGAUCGUGUCCAUCCGGACGAGCUGCGCUGAGGGAAUACCACCCCUUGCCGAAUCAUUCUUCGAUGGUGAUGAACGUGAGAGGGAAGAUAUGGUCCCGCAUCUUCCAGUCGACUUGCAGUACUUGCACAAGGUCUUUAUUGUUCUGCUUCGUGCAAUGGUAGCAAUGGGCAAGACCAAUCUACAAUCGAUCAAGUGCGAUGUCCGCGUGCUGCGAUCCCUCAUCAGUAUAUUUGAUUCACAACUGGUUAGCUUAUCCACAUCCUCCCCAAGCCCCCUUGACUCGUUACAACUUGAAUGCGCCCGCGUCCACAUCAUGGCUUUCCACUUCUUUGCUCACCCAACAAAUCCCGGACCGGAUAUGGAUGGCUUCUCUCGCCUUUACUCACUAUGUGUCGGAGUCAUUGAAACAGCCUUUAACAUGAUUAUGACAGAUCCCACAUCUCUUCCUUCGGUAUCGCAGUCUUUCAUUGACAGGACCAUCGCGCUCGCCGGUUUUGCCAUUCUCAGACUUGUGCGGAGUUCGCUCGCACAACAUUUGGAUAUUACUGCGGGAGAGCGAGCAUUCUCACAUGCCGUGCAAUUUCUGAAGAAUUCAUCCUUACAGCCAGGUGAUAUCGGCAUUCGCACAGCUCUCAUCAUGAAUGAUCUCUGGCAAAGCAAUAGGGUUUUCCGCAGGAAAGAUGGACGACUGGAGCCGCUUGCGCUAAGGCUGAGGACUAGACUAAGUAUGAGCAUCAGCUACGACAUGUUCUGGUAUUGGCGAGAAGAAUUUGGAAACAUGCAAAAUCCUUAUAAUAGCGAAGAUGCCACAGUCUCGUCGAAUGAAAAUACAAAGCCAAAUACACCUCGCCAAGCGUAUACUUCGCAACCACUCCAGGAGGCACCGAACCCGACCCUGGGGAUGCCGAAUCCCUUGAAUAAGUUUGAUCCCACCUUGAUGAACCCCCAACUACAGGAUCCUGCUCUCGUGAACUUUAACGGUGGUUGGGAUAGCUCCGAGUACGGUGUUCCCCCUAUGUUGGAUCAAUUCCCAGAUUACGAUUGGGCAGCGGGCUUCGAGUUUUCCAAUAGUAACAUGCCCACUAUUCCCAUUGGUGCCAUGAACCCAGCCAUGCAACAAGGAAACGCCGCAAACAUGGGGUAUACCUUUGGCUGA